AUGAACGCGCGUCCUCGCAGCGUCCUCACCGCGUCCUCACCGCGUCCUCGCAGCAUGGAGAAGGCGUACAACAGGCACAAGGAAUGGAUCGAGGAGAACAGCAAGUUCUUCCUCCCGCCGAUCUGCAACAAGAUGAUGCACCAGGAUAGCCAGCUGAAGAUUUUCUACGUCGGCGGUCCGAAUCAGAGGGAGGACUUCCACCUGGAGGAAGGAGAGGAAUUCUUCUACCAGAGGGAGGGCGACAUGGUGCUGCGGAUCAUGGAGAGGGGGCGGUUCAAGGAUGUCAAGAUCAAGGAAGGGCAGGUGAGACAUGCCGUCGUUUGCGAUAAGGACGUGUCAGGAAAUGUUCCCUUGCAGGUUUUCAUGCUGCCGGGGCGGAUCCCCCAUUCUCCCCAGAGAUGGGCCGACACCCUCGGCCUGGUCAUCGAGAGGGAGCGUCUCCCGGAGGAAAAGGACGGACUCAGGUAUUUCGUAAACGGAACGCCCAGCGUCCUCUACGAGCGCUGGUUCUACUGCGAGGACCUCGGGACCCAGCUCGGCCCGCUCAUCCAAGAAUUCAUGGACUCCAAGGCGAGGAAGACCGGCGUUUCUCAGGACGGCGACGUCCUCCCGUCCCCGCCCUGGCAACCAGACGACCAGACUCGAGUCGAAGAUCCGUUCUAUCUGCAGGAUUGGCUGGCCGAGCACCGCGACGAAAUCGAGCGGAACGGCAAGAAGCGGCUGUUCGCGUCCUCGUACGCGUCCGACAUCGACGUCCUGGGACGCGGGGCGCACGCCGGGUCCUGCGGCCGGGGCGACACGUGGCUCUACUGCAUCGAAGGGAGUGCUUCGGUGAGGAGCGGCGGAGAGGAGCAGCCGAUGGAGGCGGACGCCAGCCUGAGGAUCGCGGCGGGGACGCCGUGGUCCGCGGACGUCCGCGAGGGAGGCCUCGUCCUCUCCGUCGUCAUGGACCCGACCCGGAAGCGAUGAAAGGCGAAAGGGUGAAAUACGUCGGGAAAGGCCUUUCCGAAUCCUCGAAUUUAUCUUUAGUGCAUUUAAAACCGCUUUCAAGAUGAUGGACGCUCGAAUUGGAUUUAAAACGUCCUCCAUCCAUUUCCUCCUUUUUUAAAUUUGAUAACGCUGAUGGUAUUUGAUAAAUUUGAAUUCCACUAUGCUUUCCUGUUUUUUUCCUAAUUAAAUUAUAAUAUUUAGAUUCCUUAAGAAUAAUGAUGAAAUGCAUGAUGCUUAUGAAAGAGAAUCAUUCCGCCACCGAAUAUUGCGAUCUUGAGUCCAUCUGGAACGAACUUUUCGAGAAUUUCGUCUGAGAAUUAUUUUUUUCCUUUCGAUAGUUGAAGUCGAAAUUCGUCGGCCUCAUCCAAUGUUGCAUCCAUUGGCCUCACUCAAUUUUCCAUCCAUUGGCCUCACUCAAUUUUCCAUCCAUUGGCCUCACCCAAUUU
Messenger RNA from Darwinula stevensoni, 1436 nucleotides. Lineage: Eukaryota; Metazoa; Arthropoda; Ostracoda; Podocopida; Darwinulidae. The record is from the annotation of a GenBank genome assembly.